CUCAACUUUGUCUCUUCUCUCUCCCGUUUCCCUCCCUUUCGCUCUCUCUCCAGGAACCUGCUCUAUGUAUACCCCCAGCGACUCAACUUUGUCUCUUCUCUCUCCCGCUUCCCUCCCUUUCGCUCUCUCUCCAGGAACCUGCUCUAUGUAUACCCCCAGCGACUCAACUUUGUCUCUUCUCUCUCCCGUUUCCCUCCCUUUCGCUCUCUCUCCAGGAACCUGCUCUAUGUAUACCCCCAGCGACUCAACUUUGUCAACAGGCUGACUUCAGGAGGAAGGAAUAUCACUAUUAAAAUCCAGUUUAUGAGUGGAGAAGACCCCAGCUGUGUGAUGCCUGUCAUUUUUGGGAAAUCGAAUGGUCCUGAGUUUGUGCAGGAAGUAUACACCCCAGUCACGUACCAUAACAAGUCUCCAGACUUCUAUGAGGAGGUGAAGAUGGCUCUGCCUGCCAGGCUGACUGAGAGACACCACCUGCUGUUCACAUUCUACCACAUCAGCUGUCAACAGAAACAGAACCAGACUGGAGCCAGUGAGACACUCAUAGGUUACUCUUGGCUGCCUAUACUGAGUACUGACAGACUACAGACUGGUCAGUACUGCCUCCCUAUCGCCCUGGACAGAUUGCCUGUCAACUACUCACUGCACUCACCUGAGACAUGA
Oncorhynchus masou masou (cherry salmon) is the source of this 660-nucleotide messenger RNA. Its product is annotated as dedicator of cytokinesis protein 8-like. Gene Ontology annotation, molecular function: guanyl-nucleotide exchange factor activity. The record is from RefSeq and is a predicted model, not a curated record. Gene Ontology annotation, biological process: positive regulation of GTPase activity; positive regulation of establishment of T cell polarity; positive regulation of T cell migration. NCBI's taxonomy places the organism in Eukaryota, Metazoa, Chordata, Actinopteri, Salmoniformes, Salmonidae. The coding region runs from base 304 to 660 and encodes 118 amino acids. The transcript has 5 exons. Gene Ontology annotation, cellular component: cell leading edge.